AUGAAGUUGAUUUUUGAUUUCUCUAUCCUUCUUCUUCCGCUCUUAGCCUCAUGUUUAAACAAACAGGUCUACAUAGUAUACUUGGCUGAGCACAAAGGAAACAGUACAUUAUAUGAUAAAGAAGAGAUACAUCUCUCAUAUCUUUCAUCAGUAAAAGAAGCAAGGGAAGAAGUAAAAGAUUCUCUUCUAUACAGCUACAAGCAUAGUAUCAAUGGUUUCGCAGCAUCGCUCACCCCGGAUGAAGCUUUCAGACUAUCUCAAUUAAAAGAUGUGAUAUCUGUAGAUGAAAGCAACCCAAAUGAAUACUCUUUAGAUACUACAAGGUCAUGGGAGUUUUUGGGAUUAGGAGGACUAAAAGAGGAGAGGGCACAUACUUGGAAUCAAUUUAGUAUCGGAGAAGAAAUGCUCCGCAAAGCUAAAUACGGAAAGAAUAUUAUUGUUGGAAUCGUUGAUACUGGUAUAUGGCCGGAAUCAGCGAGUUUUAGGGAUGAGGGGAUGGACCCCAUUAAUCCAGACUUAUGGAAUGGAAUAUGUAAAGCUGGACUUGGUUUUGCUUCCUCACACUGUAACAAGAAAAUCAUUGGAGCUAAAUACUAUUCUAAGGACUUUGAGGAACGCUUUGGCACAAUAAAUGCCUUGGAGAACCCCAAGUCACCACUUGACAUCAAUGGCCAUGGAACUCACAUAGCCUCAAUCCUGACUGGCCAAAAUAUUACGGGUGCAGAAGCCUUGGGAGGAUUUGCACACGGGACUGCUUCUGGUGGCGCUCCAAUGGCUUACCUUGCAAUAUACAAAGCAUGUUGGGCUCCACCUAAUAAACGAAAAGCUAGCAUAGCCAUUUGUCACCCAGCAGAUAUUCUAGCUGCCAUUGACGAUUCUAUUAAAGAUGGCGUUCACAUUUUAAGUAUAUCUCUUGGGGGAGAAAGUCCGCUUCCAUAUGAACUAGACCAUCUAUCCAUGGGUGCACUUCGUGCCGUGAAAAACGAUAUUGUGGUGGUGUGUUCUGCUGGGAACCUUGGCCCAAACUCAAGAACAGUGAAGAAUGUGGCACCUUGGCUUAUUACUGUAGGCGCUAGCACCAUAGAUCGAAAAUUUUCUGGGCCUCUAAUAUUAGGUAAUGGCAAGGAAAUCAUGGGACAAACAGUAACUCCGGAUGAGCUGGUGAAUAUGUAUCCAUUAGUAGAAGCAAUAGAUGUUGAAAAUUCCAAUGCUGACGAAGAUGAAGAAGGACAAUGCCUUCCUGGCUCUCUUUCACCUGAAAAGGUUAAAGGAAAGAUAGUGUUAUGUAAUAGUGGAAUGGGCCGAAGAAUGGAAAAAGGUGCAGAGGUAAAAAGGGCUGGGGGUGUUGGUUUCAUCCUUGAAAAUAGUCAAAAAAUGGGCGAGAAGGAUUUUCAAGUUGAUGCACAUCUUCUUCCAGCUAUUGCAUUAAGCUUUUCUGAUGCGACGAAUGUCUUGGAUUACAUCGAUUCUGUUGAUAAUCCAAAUGCAACUAUUAAAAAAGCAAAGACGGUGAUACACAACGGACCAGCACCAUCAGUGUGUAGUUUUUCAAGUAGAGGUCCAAAUAUCAUCGAUCCUUACAUUCUUAAGCCUGAUAUCAUAGCUCCGGGUCUGAAUAUAUUGGGAGCGUGGAGUGAGGCGUUAUCCCUUACCAAGGAAUUCGAUGACCACCGAAAGGUCAAGUUUAAUAUUCGUUCUGGGUCUUCUGUGGCUACCCCUCACGUGGCUGCUGUAAGUACCCUUCUCAAAGCAAUACAUCCAACCUGGAGUAGUGCUGCUAUAAAAUCUGCUCUCAUGACUACAGCCUCGCAGAGAAAUAAGAAGGGUUACCUAAUAACCGAUUACGAUGGACGUCUUGCAAGCCCCUUUGCAUAUGGAUCUGGUCACCUCCGGCCAGAAAAGGCAGCAAAUCCCGGGCUAGUGUAUGAUAUUUCUUAUAUAGUCUACCUUAUCUACCUUUGUAGUGGAGGAUUGAAAGGUAUCAAUGCAUUAAGAAAAUUCGAUGAAAAUUUUGAUUGUCCAGAUAAACUAAUCCCAUCAUACAAUCUCAACUAUCCAUUACUAGUACUUCCACAUAUAAGUGGCACUAUAAUAGCUAAGAGGACAGUCACCAAUGUUGGAAACUCUAAUAGCGUCUAUGUCUUUGAUGUCAUUAAGCCAUUUGGGUUCAUGGUGACAGCCUCUCCCAAAAAAUUGGAGUUUGAUCAUCUUGGACAAAAGAAAAGUUUCAAAAUUAAAGUGACUCCAAUCAGCAUAAAUACGUGGCAUCUUAAAGGAAAUUAUUCAUAUGGGUGGUACAGUUGGAUUGAUAGUUCUCAUGACUAUGAGGUGAUAAGUGUUUUGGCAGUUUCUUAUGUUAUCUUCAAGGUACUAUAUAAAGAACCAUAUUAAGGAGCUUCUUUUGCAAUAACCGUGA
This is a messenger RNA of Tripterygium wilfordii, 2416 nucleotides long. RefSeq names its product subtilisin-like protease SBT5.6. Gene Ontology annotation, biological process: proteolysis. NCBI's taxonomy places the organism in Eukaryota, Viridiplantae, Streptophyta, Magnoliopsida, Celastrales, Celastraceae. Gene Ontology annotation, molecular function: serine-type endopeptidase activity. The record is from RefSeq and is a predicted model, not a curated record. The transcript is spliced from 9 exons. Bases 1 to 2391 code for a protein of 796 amino acids.